This is a messenger RNA of Helobdella robusta, 1144 nucleotides long. RefSeq lists its product as hypothetical. The coding region runs from base 12 to 599 and encodes 195 amino acids. NCBI's taxonomy places the organism in Eukaryota, Metazoa, Annelida, Clitellata, Rhynchobdellida, Glossiphoniidae. Gene Ontology annotation, biological process: regulation of transcription by RNA polymerase II; canonical Wnt signaling pathway. The record is from RefSeq and is a predicted model, not a curated record. Gene Ontology annotation, molecular function: DNA-binding transcription factor activity, RNA polymerase II-specific; RNA polymerase II cis-regulatory region sequence-specific DNA binding. Gene Ontology annotation, cellular component: beta-catenin-TCF complex. The transcript has 5 exons.
UCAGGAAUCAGAUGUUUUUCACUCCAACUCGAUCUCAGAAUGGCCUUCUAACAACAGAUUCCCAGUUUUAUCCCGGUGGUUACUUUCCGUGUGGUUUCAAUGGGGUUGUGGAAAAGAACCAACGUGCUACUCCAAAGAAACCGAUCAUCAAGAAACCUUUGAAUGCAUUCAUGCUAUUCAUGAAGGAGAUGCGACAGUCAGUCAUCGAAGAGUGCACACUUAAAGAGUCGGCAGCAAUCAAUCAAAUACUAGGCAGGAAGUGGCAUGCACUUGAUCGGUCAGAACAAGCAAAAUAUUAUGAGAUGGCCAAAAAAGAGAAGGAGCUUCAUGCCCAGAAAUAUCCUGGUUGGUCAGCCAGAGACAACUAUGCAAUGAGUUCUAAAAAGAAGAAAAGGAGGCUUGAAAAUCAGGAUUCAACUGCUUCUUCAGAUUCUGAUUCUUCAAGACCCAUCAAAAAAAGUGAUUCAAAGUCAUUCAGCAGCAGUGCAAUGAGAGAAUUAUCGAUGAAUGGUGGAGACCACAAUCAUCAUCAUCACCCCUUCUCACCGUUGACAAAUGAUUUCUCAAGAGUCAACAACAUGAGCAUAACGAGUCUAUAGAGUAUCUCUAUAUUUCAUCCUGGUCUUCUUCAUCUCAUUCGCUUUUUACAUUCUAUUUUAUUUUAAUUUAUUGCACGACGUAUGUAUAUAUUUAUACCUGUGUAUAUUUUAGUUUACGUUUUGAUCUGAAUAACAUAUGUUUUUAUUGUGAAUCUUGUAAGUUAUUGUUUUUUCUUUUAAUUUUGACACAUUUUUGUUUUAUAUAUAUAUGUAGUUGAUUCAAAACUCUAAUCAGUAAAGUUCUCGAUAGUCAUCAGUCGGAGUUGUUAUACGUAUUCCAUCAGACGUGUUUCAUGCACUUUUGUUAGAAUCUAUAAAUUUCAACAAUGGCAUGGCCAAGAUGGUGUUGCCGUUAUUCAAUUUGUUAUCCAAACGUCAUAUCAACGAUCACAGUUUUUGAUGCUUACAUAUUCUUGUGCCUUCUAAUCAUCUAAGAUAUACAUUUCCAUCUUUGUCUAUAACAAUCCGAAUGUAUAUUUCUAAUAUUUUUCCAAACAUCUGUGACCGGAUAUUUGUGUAUCAUCAUGUCAUUACAUUCUUUGCAA